AUGAGUGGGCCGUCCACGAGCAAUGAUGCGCCAACGACGCCCCCUCGCGCGAGUUUCGGGGUCGAGCUGGAAUUCCUGGUGGCGGAGAGGAAGUAUGGACGGGACAUGGACCCUGAUAGUGCCAACGCGCAUCGCCUGCCCCCGUUGUACGACCGCGGCGAGACCCGCGUAGUCAUGACUGAGCUGUUUAAAGACAAGGGCAUUCCCCUCCGCGAGCCUGGAGAUCCUCCUACCAUGGGCUGGCUCAUUGAGUGCGACCCGACAUGUGCCGAGCUCCAUGAGAAGGGCUACGCCUGGGAGGAGUUCGAGAUCUCCAGCCCGGCCUGCUUUGCCCGUGAGGCCGCAUUCCUCAUGAUUCGCCUCGUGGUUAGUCUCAUCACCUCCCACUUUCGAUGCCGCGUCAACGCCUCCACUGGCUUUCACGUGCAUGUCGGUAACGGCUUUAACAGGAUCCCUCUACAGGUCGCGCGCAGCUUUGCCUCACUCUGGUGGGCUGUCGAGCCUUUGUUGUCCAUCUUGCAUCCUCCCGAGCGCGCGUUUGGCACGCCCUUUGGCAACGGCUUCGCAGACUCUAAUCGACGCCUCAACGUCUCGCGUGUGAACCAGAAUAGAGAGGCUGCGGAUGCCAUCGAGGCAAUAUGCAACUCCACGCGCUUUGAACGUGGUAGGGAGCGGUUCCUAGGCGAGACGGUCCAGGCCGUAGACAAGGCGCCGGAUAGGACCCCGUGGUGGCAUCCACCGGCUCCCAUUGACUGGCCAUCGGGCCCGUACGAGCCCUUCUUUGGACCAGCGAACAUCCCUAACCCCAACUUCAACGCCCAGCAGCACCAGGCGGAGCUCGAGAACCCUGACACCAACCCUUUCUUGAAGUCUUCCCGUCGUGGGCCACCAGAGAUCCCCCCUGCCCUGGGCGAUGCACCCGCCGCCGCUUCUCUCAUCCGUCACUUUCGGCCGACAAAGACCACGCACAGCUUGAAAGACUUCAUUCUGACGCCCAUGCCUGAACGGUCAGUCCCAAUUAGGCCUGAGGACUAUGGAAAAUUUGUACCGUUCCGCAAGUACGUCUGGUCGGCCAUCAAGGAACUCGCGUCUUGCGACCGCGGCACCCAACAGCUAGCCGAGCUGCUCAUGCCGCCCAUGGUCAGCAAGUACGUCAACUUCAACUGGCUCUUCUACACAUCCGGCACUUUCCCUCUCGAGUGCCCCCCCACGCCGCCCGACAUGCCGCGCAACACGGUCGAGAUGCGCGAGGCCAUGGGCUCUCUGGAUCCGACCUGGAUCAUCACCUGGGCCAAGAUCUGCGUCGGCCUGUACGAGUUUAGCCAGAACGCCGACCCGGCGCAUCUCAUGCAGGUCAUCCACCGCUGCGUCGAGGGCGUCGAGGGCCGCUCCGUCUACGAUGUCGUCGAUUUUCUCGGCGACAUUGGGCUGUGGGCGGAGGCGCGUGUCUGCGAGGAUCGUCUGCGCCGGGCCGAGGAGUCGUGGUUUGAGUGCAUGAUUCUGCAGCCGGGGGGCCCUGAUCGGGACGGGAAGAAGAAGAAGAGGGAGGGAGCGCAAUGCCUGAAGAAUCCUGUGGAUUGGGUCGCUCGACAGGCGAGGAACCUGUUUGCGCCGCGCCGGGGUGACGAUGCUCGAGAGCCGCCUGCGUCGGGUCGAGCUACGCCUGGGCUCGCUCGGUCUUUGCAAGGUAAUUCGUUUGCCUCGUCGUCUGAAGCUAAUCCGCCUAGAGAGGAGCGUUUCGUUAUUGAUUAG
Emericellopsis atlantica is the source of this 1752-nucleotide messenger RNA. RefSeq lists its product as uncharacterized. The transcript has 2 exons. Lineage: Eukaryota; Fungi; Ascomycota; Sordariomycetes; Hypocreales; Bionectriaceae. The record is from RefSeq and is a predicted model, not a curated record. The coding region runs from base 1 to 1752 and encodes 583 amino acids.